Sinocyclocheilus grahami is the source of this 999-nucleotide messenger RNA. Its product is annotated as myotrophin-like. The transcript has 4 exons. The annotation marks the transcript as partial. Gene Ontology annotation, biological process: protein K6-linked ubiquitination. The record is from RefSeq and is a predicted model, not a curated record. Gene Ontology annotation, molecular function: protein binding; ubiquitin-protein transferase activity. Gene Ontology annotation, cellular component: BRCA1-A complex; BRCA1-BARD1 complex. Lineage: Eukaryota; Metazoa; Chordata; Actinopteri; Cypriniformes; Cyprinidae.
AACGGUGUGCUGUGUGUUGUUGUGCAGGCUGAGGAUGUGAACAGGACUCUGGAAGGAGGCCGCAAGCCGCUUCAUUACGCUGUGGACUGCGGUCAGGCCGAGAUGGUGGAGUUUCUGCUGUCUAAAGGAGCCGAUGUGAACGCUCCAGAUAAACACGGCAUCACCCCGCUGCUGUCUGCCACUUACGAGGGUCACGUGAGCUGCGUGAAGAUUCUUCUAGAAAAGGGUGCUGUUAAGGAAAGGAAAGGUCCGGAUGGUCUCAGCGCGUUCGAGGCGGCCGAGAGCGAGACCAUCAAAGAUCUACUGAAGUGAGUCGGACGCUGCCGGCAGCGGAGAGGUUCUGACCACAACCACUGGAUCCUGCAAACACUCUCUCACACACACGCACGCACACACACAGACACACACACACACACACACACACACACCUCUCUGUCUCUGGCUGCUGCAGCUCCUCUAGGUUUCCUUUUGUUUUGUUUUCAUCCAUGACCUUUUUAUUUGAUUUGGGGGAGGGGCUUAAUUUCCCCUCUAGUUGAUCGGAGUCAGCCAUUGGCUGAUGGACCUGUCACUCAUGCCUCCCAUAAGGACCAAUGGGAACACCUGUCUAACACCACUAAACACGGACUUUAGAGUUCAGACUACAGCGAGUGAGCGAGUGUAUUAUGAUGAUGAUCAUGAUAACAUGUACAUUUAAUUUUCCGACUGUUAAUUAGAAACGAGUGGUUUGUAUAGUUCAUAGAGCUGAUGAAUUUCCCUGCUUCAGCUCAACGUCAUUCCCGUCACAUUAGAUGCUCAAAGAACAAAUAUUGCAGAUGCUUGAAUGGCUCUGGUGGCGUGCACGUUAGCUUUUGUGCCCCUUUGAUUUUGUGUUGUGGCAAAAAUAAAUGGAUUCUCAGCCUCUGUGCGCUUGUAGAGUGUUAAACAGGUUUGUUGAAGCGGAUGAAGGCACGCUGUCUCUCUCUGUCUCCAGCAGGACGUCUCUUACUCCUGAGAUGCCAC